This is a messenger RNA of Echinops telfairi (small Madagascar hedgehog), 1365 nucleotides long. RefSeq names its product zinc finger MYND-type containing 12 (gene ZMYND12). NCBI's taxonomy places the organism in Eukaryota, Metazoa, Chordata, Mammalia, Afrosoricida, Tenrecidae. The record is from RefSeq and is a predicted model, not a curated record. Bases 79 to 1173 code for a protein of 364 amino acids. Gene Ontology annotation, molecular function: protein binding. The transcript is spliced from 8 exons.
CGUGACUGUCACGUGACGCCAGGACCCCGCGUGUCCUCGCCCAGCAACCGUCUGCGUGCCUGCACGACGGUCGGCAACAUGAACGUCAUCUACCCUCUGGCCGUGCCGAAGGGGCGCAAGCUGCGCUGUGAGGUGUGCGAAGCCCCGGCCGAGCGGAUGUGCACGGCCUGCACUGUCACUUACUACUGUGGUGUGGUCCAUCAAAGAGCUGACUGGGGCAGCAUCCAUGAGAAGAUAUGUCAGCUCCUCAUUCCACUGCGCACGACUAUGCCCUUCUACAAUUCCGAGGAAGAGCGUCAGCAUGGCCUGCAGCAGCUGCAGCAGCGGCAGAAACAUUUGAUUGAGUUCUGCUACACGGUAGCCCAAAAAUAUAUUUUUGAAGGAAAAUAUGAAGAAGCUGUUCCAGCAGCUUUGCAUUCUCUCCGGUUCCGCAUGAACAUGCAUGGCCUGAGCUCAGUAGAGCUUGUGCCUGCUUACCUGCUGUUGUCGGAGGCUAGCCUUGGUCUGGGUCGGAUCAUCCAGGCUGAGGAAUAUCUAUCCCAAGCCCAGUGGACAGUCCUCAAGUCAACUGACUGCAGCCAUGCCACCCACUCUUUAUUGCACCGUAACCUGGGACUUCUCUAUAUGGCUAAGGAAAACUACGAGGAAGCCCGUUAUCAUCUAGCCAAUGAUAUAUAUUUUGCCAGUAGUGCGUUUGGAACAGAAGACGUCAGGACUUCAGGCGGCUACUUCCAAUUGGCUAAUGUCUUCCAAACCCUUAACAAGUUGGACGUGGCAGACACGCUGUACACAAAGGUGGCUGAUAUCUGGCAUAAAUAUUUGAAUAACCACUACCAAACCCUCUUACAGUCUCGCCUGCAACAAAUAGAUUUGCUGGGCAAGCAAGUUGAGAAUGACACUGGCCUGGAUGAAGCCCAGGAAGCAGAAGCCAUUCAGAUCCUGACUUCGAUCUUGAACUUUCAGGAAGUUACAUCUAACAAAGCCCCAGGAAAAACGGUCUUUGUCCUGAAAACCCUGGCCAUGCUUCACUUCCUGAUGAUGAAUUAUUCAAAGGCCGAGGAAUAUGCCCUGAAAGCCUUCAACCUAGCCAGAGAGCAGCUCAGUGUGCAGGAGCAAGACGACAUUGAGGAGUUACUGAAUCUCGUCUCAGCUGAAGAAUCUCAUCCUCCUUGACCGGAAGCACAACAUCAGGGGUCGGGGAAGGGGCUAUUGAAAGUCUUGGACACUCCUGCCUUCCACACCCGUGGAGGUAUAUGGGUUACUAGGAUGUCCCCCUUCCCCUGAGCGCUACACACACAGCUGUUAUUUUUCACCUUGCAGAGAGCAUGUGGGCAAGCAGGCAUAGAAAUUAGUAAAACUGACUUA